GAUGGGGCAAAUGCCACUUUAUUUCCUUCCCUUGUCAUAUUAUUUCACCGCUCUCCCAAACAGACCCUUAUGCUUGGUUCGUGCCAGUAUCAAGAUCUCUGUGUCAGUGCGCAGUUGACCCCUAGAUCUCUCCCUCCGUUUUGGACAGCUCCUUUAAAUCUUUCGGUAAUUUUGAGGUGAUAGGUAGUUUGUUGGCUGGGAGUAGUCGAUUUUGGCGGUAAUGGCGGGAGGAGUUAACAGGAAGAUAUCAGCAGCAUCGGCGAGAGCUCACACUAGAAGAGCUAAGCAGAACAGUUCGUUCAAGCUUCCGUCAGGGAUAUUUACAAAGAUACUAUUGGUAUUCUUUGUUGGGAGUUUGGCAUGGGCUUAUCAGGCAAUCCAGUCUCCACCACCCAAGAUUUGUGGGUCUCCAGAUGGCCCCCCUGUGACAGCACCAAGAAUAAAGCUUAGAGAUGGAAGAUACUUGGCUUACAAAGAGCAUGGUGUUCCGAAAGAUAAAGCAAACUAUAAAAUUGUUUAUGUCCAUGGAAUUGAUGGUUGUAGACAUGAUUCUCUUCUUGUCAACAACCUCUCCCCGGAUAUUAUGGAAGGCCUAGGGGUCUACGUUGUGACUUUUGACAGACCAGGUUAUGGAGAGAGUGAUCCUGAUCCAAAACGAACACCAAAGAGCAUAGCUUUAGACAUGGAGGAGCUUGCUGAUCAGCUGGGGCUAGGAUUGAAAUUCUAUGUAAUUGGCAUUUCCAUGGGUGGGGAGGUAAUAUGGACAUGUCUCAAGUACAUACCUCACAGGUUAGCUGGAGCAACAUUGUUAGCUCCUGUUGUUAACUACUGGUGGCCCAACCUUCCUGCAAAUUUGACGAAUGAAAUCUACUACCAGCAGUUACCUCAAGAUAUGUGGACGCUACGUAUCGCUCACUAUGCUCCUUGGCUGACCUAUUGGUGGAAUAACCAGAAAUGGUUCCCUGCAUCUAGUGUUUUGGCUCAUACUGAUAAUAUUUUUUCUCGACAAGACAAAGAGUUAUUGCCUAAGCUUUCCGCAAGAAUGGAAUAUGCGGCACAAAUCAGACAGCAAGGAGAAUUCGAGUCUGUCCAUCGUGACCUGAUUGUUGGAUUUGGCACUUGGGAAUUUGAUCCUAUCGAUCUGGAAAAUCCAUUUCCCAAAAAUGAAGGUUCUGUUCACCUGUGGCAAGGGGAUGAGGAUACUUUGGUGCCUGUUGAACUACAGCGCUACAUUGCCCAAAAGCUUCCAUGGAUUCAUUACCAUGAGCUAAAAGGUGCUGGACACUUCUUUACAGUUGCUGAUGGUAUGAGCGAUGCUAUAGUAAAAGCACUUUUAGUUGGAGAGAAGUAAUCUGACAUAGUAUAUCUGGGGCUAUCUCAGGUUAGUUUAUCUUUGCAAUUUAGUUCUUGCAGUGUCGAAGCUUCUGUAUCGGAUAUUAAGGUCCCAAUGAUCUGUUUCUCUCUGAAAAUGCAAAUUCUGAGGUUCAGUCUUUUAAA
This is a messenger RNA of Carica papaya (papaya), 1497 nucleotides long. RefSeq names its product alpha/beta-Hydrolases superfamily protein. The record is from RefSeq and is a predicted model, not a curated record. NCBI's taxonomy places the organism in Eukaryota, Viridiplantae, Streptophyta, Magnoliopsida, Brassicales, Caricaceae.